This is a messenger RNA of Laccaria bicolor S238N-H82, 1150 nucleotides long. RefSeq lists its product as uncharacterized. Gene Ontology annotation, cellular component: eukaryotic translation initiation factor 3 complex, eIF3m. Lineage: Eukaryota; Fungi; Basidiomycota; Agaricomycetes; Agaricales; Hydnangiaceae. Gene Ontology annotation, molecular function: metallopeptidase activity; translation initiation factor binding; translation initiation factor activity. The record is from RefSeq and is a predicted model, not a curated record. The coding region runs from base 11 to 913 and encodes 300 amino acids. Gene Ontology annotation, biological process: translational initiation. The transcript is spliced from 6 exons.
AUAAAAAAGGAUGUCUCUCGGUCCUUCAUCCUCUGCGAUUCACGUCCAAGGCACUUCCACGACGGACACGGCGCAUAAUUUACCCCGUACACCAACAAAUAUCACCAUCCACCCCGUAGCCCUGUUCUCCAUCCUCGACCACUACCUUCGUCGCGGCGAGUCUCAAGAUCGGGUCAUUGGCACACUCCUAGGCACGCGCUUUGAAAAUGAGGUCGAGGUCCGAUCCUCGUUCGCCGUGUUGCACAGCGAGACGACCGAACAAGUUGCCGUGGACAUGGACUACCACCGGACGAUGUACGAGCUGCACCACAAGGUGAAUCCAAAGGAAGUCAUUGUUGGAUGGUACUCCACAGGAUCCAAUCUCAACACAUAUUCCGCGCUUAUUCAAAAUUUUUACUCGCAAGAAACCGCGCCUAACCAAGCGAUUCACGUUGCUGUCAACACUGGCGUUGAGGAGGGCCAAGAACCCGGUGUCAAAGCGUUCAUCAGCUCACCAGUAGGGGUCUUCCCCAAACCAGAAAACUGUGUCUUUGUUCCAGUGCCCGUUGAAUUGCGGUUCCACGAUGGAGAACGAAGCGGCCUCGACCUACUAACCAGCGCUGCAAAUGCCUCAACAUCAACAGCCUCACAGCCUAUAGCUGAUGUGGAGAUUCUCGAACGAUCAAUUUUGACAGUAUCUGAAAUGCUCGACCGUGUACUCUCCUAUGUGCGAGAUGUUCUUGCGGGGAAACAAAAGGGAGAUCCAGCCAUUGGCCGGUACCUCAUGGAUACCCUUGGAGCCAGCACGGAUGAUUUAGAAAAGGGUGGCUUCAAUGCCAGCUUACAGGAUACACUGAUGAUAUCGUACCUUGCGAACCUUGUGCGUUCGCAAGCAGAGGUAUCGUCCCGGUUAGCCCUCACAACGUCAUCAUAGAAUGGUUGGAUGAAGAUGCUAUAUAUCUUUGUCUAUUUUAUGGUUCUAUUCGUGAAUCAAAUUGGAAGGGUCUAGCUGUUGAAAAUCCGUGAAUGCUGCAAGUCAUGACGGCUUGCCAGGAUUUCUCCCAGCGGCCAUGUAUUCGCCGGGCCUUGUAUGGUCACGUCAAACCCCGUCUCUUUUGUUUGGAACAAUUCUGUACGCAGCUCAUGACAUCUCUCAGCCUCGGCUGUUAUC